AUGGCUCAACGGCUCACUCUGCGCACGCGUAACCCUUACAACACCAAGUCUAACCGCCGACGGGUUAUCAAGACACCGAGCGGCAAGCUGCGCUACCUGCACUUGAAGAAGCUUACUGCUUCGCCCAAGUGCGGUGACUGUCACGAGGCCCUCGCUGGCAUCAAGACACUCCGCCCCUGCGCUUACGCCACUGUCUCCAAGCGCAAAAAGACUGUUCAGCGUGCUUACGGUGGUAGCCGCUGCGCUGACUGUGUCCGCACUCGUGUUAUCCGUUCUUUCUUGGUCGAGGAGUCCAAGAUUGUCAAGAACGUUAUUAAGUCGCAACAGACCCAGGCUUAA
Messenger RNA from Malassezia vespertilionis, 339 nucleotides. It is a transcript of the gene RPL34A, whose product is annotated as 60S ribosomal protein L34A. The transcript is spliced from 2 exons. Gene Ontology annotation, molecular function: structural constituent of ribosome. The record is from RefSeq and is a predicted model, not a curated record. Gene Ontology annotation, cellular component: ribosome. Lineage: Eukaryota; Fungi; Basidiomycota; Malasseziomycetes; Malasseziales; Malasseziaceae. Bases 1 to 339 code for a protein of 112 amino acids. Gene Ontology annotation, biological process: translation.